Messenger RNA from Erythranthe guttata (spotted monkey flower), 1407 nucleotides. Its product is annotated as Zinc-binding alcohol dehydrogenase family protein. Gene Ontology annotation, cellular component: cytosol. Gene Ontology annotation, molecular function: zinc ion binding; alcohol dehydrogenase (NAD+) activity; S-(hydroxymethyl)glutathione dehydrogenase [NAD(P)+] activity. The record is from RefSeq and is a predicted model, not a curated record. Lineage: Eukaryota; Viridiplantae; Streptophyta; Magnoliopsida; Lamiales; Phrymaceae. Gene Ontology annotation, biological process: formaldehyde catabolic process.
CAUAUAAGUAGCUCAAGUACUCAACAACCAAGAAUCACCGUUCACAAAACAAACCCCAAAGCAACAAAUGGAUGCCACCGCUCUCCACUCCACUAAAACCGCCGGAAAGCCCAUCAAAUGCCGAGCGGCGGUGUCUCGGAAGGCCGGCGAGCCGCUGGUCAUAGAGGAAGUGAUGGUGGCCCCACCUAAUUCCGGCGAAGCCCGCAUCAAAAUCAUAUGUACAUCUCUCUGUUACAGCGAUGUCACUUUCCUCAAAUUGAAAGAUCCACCAGGAUGCUUUCCGAGAAUUCUGGGCCACGAAGCUGUCGGUGUUGUGGAGAGCAUAGGCGAUGGUGUGAGCGAACUCGUUGAGGGCGAUUUCGUCAUUCCGAUAUUUAUUCCCGAUUGUGCAGAAUGCGAAGAUUGCACAUCCAAGAAGAGCAACCUCUGUUCGAAAUUCCCGUUCACCGUUUCUCCAUGGAUGCACGAUGGAUCGAGCAGAUUCAGUGACCUAAACGGAGAUACGCUAUACCAUUUCUUGUUCGUGUCCAGUUUUGCGGAGUACACGGUUGUGCAUGUUGCUAAUUUAACCAAAAUUGACCAAAGUACCCCUCCGAAUCGGGCUUGCCUUCUCAGUUGUGGAGUGUCGACAGGUGUAGGAGCUGCUUGGAAGUCUGCAAAUGUUGAAGCGGGGUCCACAGUUGCGAUCUUCGGUCUGGGAUCGAUAGGAUUGGCAGUGGCCGAAGGGGCAAGAUUAUGUGGUGCUGCUAAAAUCAUCGGGAUUGACGUAAACCCUGAAAAAAUCGAAAUAAGUAAGAAAUUCGGGGUAACAGAUUUUGUUGAUUCGAAGAACUGCGGUGAAAAACGUGUAAGCCAGAUCGUAAACGAGAUGACUGGUGGAGGAGCAGACUACUGCUUUGAAUGUGUCGGGAAGGCGUCUUUGGUCGAGGAAGCAUAUUCUUGCUGCAGAAAGGGAUGGGGUAAAACGGUGGUGCUCGGGGUUGACCAGCCAGGCUCAAAGUUGACUUUCAGCUCCCAUGAGGUCCUCCACAGAGGAAAAACUCUCAUGGGGUCGUUGUUUGGUGGACUGAAACCGAAAUCUGAUAUUCCAAUCCUCAUUCAACGAUACAUGGACAAGGAACUUGAACUAGAUAAAUUUGUGACACAUGAGGUUGGGUUUGAGGAUAUUAACAAAGCUUUUGAUUUACUUGUGGUGGGGAAGAGCCUCAGAUGUGUGAUUUGGAUGAACAAAUAAAUUUCUUUUUUGCUAUAUAUGUAUAAUAAUAAUAAAUAAAUAAUGUAUCAACUUUUGUUACACAAUCAAUAAUAGAUAAAAUGUUAAUGUUAUAUAUAUACGUGAUGAGGUGUAAUUAGUACAUAAAUAAAUGAUCUGCUAUUAUAUAACACUACACCUAAUAAUUUACACUA